Molecule: messenger RNA, 1651 nt
Organism: Bufo bufo (common toad)
Lineage: Eukaryota; Metazoa; Chordata; Amphibia; Anura; Bufonidae
Exons: 3
Coding region: 122-1651 (509 amino acids)
Biological process (GO): base-excision repair
Cellular component (GO): nucleus
Molecular function (GO): phosphoric diester hydrolase activity; DNA-(apurinic or apyrimidinic site) endonuclease activity; double-stranded DNA 3'-5' DNA exonuclease activity
Source: RefSeq, a predicted model, not a curated record
GCAAAAAGGAUGGUAUGGAUGUCUCUGUAUGUUUGAAAAGACAGAAGGAGUGUGAUGGUUCAGAUGAAAAUGCUGAUGGUGGUGGGGUGGGGAAAAAGAAGGCUAUCUAACUCGAUCAUCAAUGAUGGCGGAACUCACCCCGUUGACACUGGCAAGCAUUAACGUUGCCAGUAUUAAGUCAGACGCAGCUCGUUUCCUGGCCUUUGAUUUUUUCAGCCGUAUUGAAGCUGAUAUUUUGUUUUUGCAAGAGACCUGGUUAACAAGUACAACUCUGCUGGCAAAAGCCAAGCGAGAAUGGCGGCUAGGUCCGUCUUUCUGGUCUCUUGCGGCCGAGCCACGUAGCGGGGUGGCGGUACUUUUUAAGACCGCCGAAAGAGUGGAAUGCAGGAGGAUAAUCGAGUUAGAAAUGGGAAGGUGCCUGAUUUUAGAUGUCCUCAUGGGGAGACAAGAAUUGAGACUAAUAAACAUCUACGGCCCACAGAGUAAGUGGGACCGCAAGUGUCUCCUCAUGAGGAUUAAGCCUUUUCUUUUUACCAGCCGGCAAGUGAUCUUUGGAGGGGACUUCAACAAUGUGACGAGGGCCUGUGAUAGGGGAGGCUCCAAAGGUGGGCUGGAUGCUGAUAGCAUUGUGUUGUCUAGGAUAGUUGAGGAUACUCGUCUGGUGGACGCCCAUUUACGGCAUAAGCCAGACCACGUGGAUUUCACCUUUCAUCAGGGAAAUCGUAGGUCUAGAAUAGAUAGGUUUUAUUUAAAGGAGGAGGCUGUUUUCUCGGCUUUAGAAGCCGUGGAAGUGGAAUUCUCCGACCACUGUUUGAUUAUUUUUUCUUUGAAUGUUGCAGAGACUCCCUGUAUGGGCAGAGGUAUGUGGAAGCUAAAUUCAUCUCUCCUGGAAGAAGUGACAAUAAGACAGUCCUUUGAGGAUUUCCUUCAGAGCCAGGAACCCUUGGUGGACCUCUGCAACAAGACUCCCUGUAUGGGCAGAGGAAUGUGGAAGCUGAAUUCAUCUCUCCUGGAAGAAACGACAAUAAGACAGUCCUUUGAGGAUUUCCUUCAGAGCCAGGAACCUUUGGUGGACCUCUGCAGCAGUAAGUCGGAGUGGUUGGAGAUAUUCAAUAAAAGGACGGCGAGGUUUUUCCGUGAGCUUUCUAACCUCAGGAGCUGGGAUAGAUACUGUCUGUACCAGGAACUGAGGAAGAAACUUGAAAGGCUGGUUUCGACGGGGGGUAGCCGUGAGGAUAUCUCUCGUGUGAAAUUCUUGCUCAAGAGGUGUCAGUACGAUAGAUACGCCUCUUUGGUUGCUGAAAGGGAUUUCAUGAAAAGGGUAGAUCGUGGACCAUUGGCGGGGGUGGGGAUGGAACUGGCGGUGCGGGGGCCAUCUCUGAAGGUGGUGGCGUACGACGACGAUGUCUCCAUUCUUGCCUCUUCGGAAGAGGAGGUGAGAUGGGUGAUGUCAGAGGUGGUCCGCUAUUCAGAGGUUUCUGGGUCUCAGAUCAACCGGGACAAAUGUGAGACUCUUUGGCUGGGGGAAGGGGAUCCUGUCUUCGAUCUCCAGGGCACUCUUCCAGAACCCCAGAAGUCUGUAAAGAUCUUAGGUAUCAAUUUUGGCCAGGAUGGAGAUUAUCAUAAGCAAAAUUGUGCAAAGCCUACCUGA